AUGUCGUGGCCAGUACCAGAUACCUUAAUGAUUGAACCAACCGAGUCCGAAUCAAAGGCUGAAUUAGAUAGAUUUUGCAAUGCAAUGAUUUCUAUACGUAAAGAAAUCCAAGAGAUUGAAGAAGGUCGACAACCAGAAAGCAACAAUAUUUUGAAAAACGCACCGCAUACAAUUCAUACGUUGGUCAGUACAGAAUGGGACAAGACAUAUUCACGCGAGCAAGCCGCGUAUCCAAUGGUGGAAUUACAAAGUCGCAAGUUUUGGCCGUCAGUGAGCAGAUUAGGCAAGUGUUCAGUAAUACAACAUCGUAAAUGCAUACAUUAUAUGUCUAAUGUUUGUUUCCGUGUUACAGAUGAUGCCUAUGGUGACAGGAAUCUCGUCUGCUCUUGUCCACCGAUCGAAGACUAUGUGGAUAAUUGA
Paraglomus occultum is the source of this 420-nucleotide messenger RNA. The record is from the annotation of a GenBank genome assembly. NCBI's taxonomy places the organism in Eukaryota, Fungi, Glomeromycota, Glomeromycetes, Paraglomerales, Paraglomeraceae.